AGAUGAUUGGUGACGACGCCAGGCUUGCGUUUAUUUUGGCUGUGCUUUUCAUUUGUCUUGCUGUCGCCGCCAUUAAACUAGACGGGGUCAGUUGUAAACCAUGGAGAGCUGCGACUUUAUACUCUAACUCACAGACUUCGGAGGACUUGUCUUUGUUGUGCGAGGUGUCGUGUUCGUAAAGGUGAACAUGUGAGAGACAGAAGGAGUCGACAUUUUUCGGACAGGGAAAGGUUUGAUUGAGCAGGAGGAGGGGGGAACUGGACGAAGAGGAGGAGGAGGUGGUGGAGGGGGUAAAGCAAGACGGGAAGGAUUUGGUGUUUUUGAGAGGCCAACACAGGCACUAAACGCUGGAUUUUACCCACCAGAAAAAAAGCAACCCACAAUGACGGAACAAAGAGUGAAGUGGGCCUGUGACUACUGCACCUAUGAGAACUGGCUUUCUGCAGUCAAGUGUACAAUGUGCCGGGCACCAAGGUUGACGGGUCCCAUUAUCACAGAGGAGCCUUAUAGAAACCCCCCUGAACUUGACCCCAGUCCAGAAUGGGAUCCUUCUAGAACUGAGAGUGGGAGCAGCCUUCUGAUCUGCCCAGACUCUAGUGCCAGACCUAGAGUCAGGACAUCCUGUGUGGCUGAGCUUGCCAAUAAGUGGUCCUGUCAGAUGUGCACCUAUCUGAACUGGCCACGUGCCCUUCGUUGCACACAGUGCCUGUGUCAGCGUCCCAGGACCAGCAGCCCUACAGAGUCCCCUCAGACUUCAGGCACCAACGCAGGCUGCCGCCCCACUGUCCACUCUCCCGUGGAUACGUGUGAGGAGUAUAACGACAGGAACAGACUCAACACCCAUCAGCAACAGUGGACAUGUAUAACUUGCACUUACCAGAACUUGCCCAGAACUACAAAGUGUGUGAUGUGUGACCUCCCCAAACCUAACAACCAGGAAGCAAUAGGGGUCCCAGAGCCUGCAGAGUCCUCUCCCUUGAUCAUAGAGCAGGACAUGGCGAGGUGGAGGGGCAGCUGCAGUGGCAGCCAGGUCCAAAGGAGAUCACCUCCUAUGGCUAAGAGGGAGGACUUCCAGAGGAUAGAACUCGCAGCUGGAGCCAUGAGCACAGAGGAGCAUGAGGUUAACUUCAAGAAGCUGAAGCAGAUCAGAAACCGGAUGAGGAAAACUGACUGGCUCUUUCUUAGUGCGUGUGCAGGUGUCGUAGAAGGAGACCUGGCUGCAGUGGAAGCCUACAAGUCGUCAGGCGGUGAUAUCGCUCGGCAGCUCACUGCUGACGAGGUGCAGCUGCUUAACCGGUCCUCAGCUUUUGAUGUGGGCUUCACCCUGGUCCACUUGUCCAUUCGCUUUCAGAGGCAGGACAUGCUAGCUAUCCUGUUGACAGAGGUGAAUCAGCAGGCAGCGAAGUGCAUUCCCUCCAUGGUGUGUCCCGAGCUGACGGAGCAGAUCCGGAGGGAGAUCGCAGCUUCCCUUCAUCAACGUAAAGGGGACUUUGCCUGUUACUUCCUCACUGACUUGGUCACAUUCACUCUGCCUGCAGAUAUUGAGGACUUGCCCCCUGCUGUUCAGGAGAAGCUGUUUGAUGAUGUGCUUGACCGAGAUGUACAGAAAGAACUCGAGGAGGAGUCUCCAGUUAUUAACUGGUGCCUGGAGCUGGGAACACGCCUGGACAGUCGUCUGUACGCCUUAUGGAACCGUACGGCCGGAGACUGUCUGUUGGACUCAGUUCUGCAGGCCACCUGGGGGAUCUACGACAAGGACUCAGUUCUCCGCAAAACUCUUCAUGACAGUCUGCACGACUGCUCUCAUUGGUUUUACAGUCGUUGGAAGGAGUGGGAGUCUUGGUACUCGCAGAGUUUCGGUUUACAUUUCUCCCUGAGAGAAGAGCAGUGGCAAGAGGACUGGGCGUUCAUCCUGUCAUUGGCCAGCCAGCCUGGGGCCAGCCUGGAGCAGACCCACAUUUUUGUUCUCGCGCACAUUCUUCGGAGACCCAUCAUAGUCUACGGAGUGAAAUACUACAAAAGUUUCCGUGGGGAAACCUUGGGAUACACUCGCUUUCAAGGUGUGUACCUGCCUCUGUUAUGGGAACAGAGCUUCUGCUGGAAGAGCCCCAUUGCCCUGGGCUACACACGGGGACACUUCUCCGCCCUGGUGGCCAUGGAGAAUGAUGGUUAUGACAAUCGUGGUGCAGGUGCCAACCUCAAUACUGACGACGAUGUCACGGUCACCUUUUUGCCGCUAGUGGACAGCGAGAGGAAGCUGCUUCACAUUCACUUUCUGUCUGCUCAGGAGAUGGGCAACGAGGAGCAGCAGGAGAAACUGCUGAGGGAGUGGCUGGACUGCUGCGUGACUGACGGAGGCCUCUUGGUCGCCAUGCAGAAAAGCUCCCGCCGCCGUAACCACCCCCUGGUCACCCAGAUGGUGGAGAAGUGGCUGGACAGAUACCGCCAGAUCCGCCCCUGCACCUCUCUUUCUGACGGCGAGGAGGACGACGACGAAGAUGAGUGAGAAGACAGUUGAAACUUGUACUUCUUUGAAAUGGACAUUGUAGACUCUGGGUGAGAGGACUUGGCCCUCUAAUUCUUUUUUUUCCCGCAAUGUAUGCUCCUUCUCUGUAAUACUGCAUGAUUUUCAUGAGCUCUGUAGUAGAGAACGUACCAGCAUCAUCAAUUCUGAAGACUUCUCCCAGAAAAGCACCUAAAUCCUUCUUAGUUUACCUUCCAGGGCUUACAUUUUUUCCCCCAUUUGUUACCUAGUGAUCACAAAGAGCUAAAAAAAAAAAAAGAAAGUCUGAAAAUAUACUGUAUGAAAGUGUUCCCCAAACUGCAAUGGAUUAGGAUUUUCAUCUACACACUUGCCUGGAAGAAAUUUUGUGAAGAUGAAGAGAAUGCUAAUUUUCUCAGUGGUUAAAUAACAUUUGUUUCUCUGAUUGCUUAUCUAGCUGCAAUCCCCCCCUUUUGAUGCAAGAUUUAUUUAUUUCAAACACCCUGCUUUUAGUUGCUCACCAUUUUUUUUUUUUUCUAGUUUUGUUUGAUUCACUUUGUCUUGAAGUAUUUUAUUUUGCACAGAUGAAACCUACAUUUUGUCAGCGGAAGGUCGGGAGGACGACAUUCAAGUUUGCUGUCAUUUUUAUGUACAACUCAUAGCUCAUGUUUGUGUUUGAAGAGUGAGCGGUGGCGACGCCGGUGGGGAAAAGAGAUAACCAAACACUCUGCCUCUUCUGUGGAGAGCAUUAGUAUUAAAUUUAACUCACUUGCAUCCA
Girardinichthys multiradiatus is the source of this 3260-nucleotide messenger RNA. RefSeq names its product zinc finger, RAN-binding domain containing 1a (gene zranb1a). Gene Ontology annotation, cellular component: cytoplasm; nucleus. Gene Ontology annotation, biological process: cytoskeleton organization; cell migration; protein deubiquitination involved in ubiquitin-dependent protein catabolic process. The record is from RefSeq and is a predicted model, not a curated record. The transcript has 10 exons. Bases 383 to 2506 code for a protein of 707 amino acids. Gene Ontology annotation, molecular function: K63-linked polyubiquitin modification-dependent protein binding; cysteine-type deubiquitinase activity. Lineage: Eukaryota; Metazoa; Chordata; Actinopteri; Cyprinodontiformes; Goodeidae.